Andrographis paniculata is the source of this 861-nucleotide messenger RNA. Its product is annotated as cytochrome P450 71D11-like. The transcript has 2 exons. The record is from RefSeq and is a predicted model, not a curated record. Bases 1 to 861 code for a protein of 286 amino acids. NCBI's taxonomy places the organism in Eukaryota, Viridiplantae, Streptophyta, Magnoliopsida, Lamiales, Acanthaceae. Gene Ontology annotation, molecular function: iron ion binding; heme binding; monooxygenase activity.
AUGCUGUUCAGAAUAAUUACCCAAUCCAAACCCGACCCGAAUUUGAAUCUUCCUCCGGGGCCGAGGAAGCUGCCGUCGAUCGGAAAUUUGCACCAGCUCGCCGCCAGUUCGAAGCUGCCGCACCAAGUGUUGACCGACUUGGCUGGAAAAUAUGGACCGGUGAUGCACCUGCAAUUUGGCCAAAUCAGCACCGUAGUAAUUUCUUCGCCGGAAGCCGCCAAAGAAAUCAUCAAGACACACGAACUCACUUUUUUCAACAGACCGGAAAACAUAGCCGCGGAAAUUAUAUUUUACAACCACUCGGAUUUGGCAAUGUCGCCAUACGGCGAAUACUGGAGACAGUUGCGCAAGUUCUACACCGUGGAGCUGUUGAGCGCGAAAGGAGUCCAAUCGUUCCACGCUUUAAGAGAACAAGAGUUUGCGAAUUUGUGCAAAUGGAUCGCGUCGAAAGAAGGUUUGUCGAUCAACUUGACUGAGAAGAUCGGCUUCACUACUUGUGAUAUUAUAAUGCAGGCGUCGCUUGGGAAAAAGACCGACGAACUAAGCAAAUUCACGAACAUAGCCAAUAAGUGCGUCGAGCUCGCUUCUGUAUUCAAUCUCGCGGAUUUCUAUCCUUCGGAAGUGUUUACGGCUGGAAUCGAAACAUCCGCGAUGACUACGAAUUGGAUUAUGGUCGACAUGCUGAGGCACCCGAGGGUCCUUAAGAAGGCACAAGACGAGGUGAGACUGGUUUUCAAGGACAAGGGAUUUGUGAUGAGUCUUCGACGAGCUCAAGUAUCUAAAGUUAGUCGUAAAAGAAUCUCUAAGGAUCCAUCCGGGUUUACCGAUACUUUUUCCAAGAGAAAGUACGGAGCAAUGUGA